CGGUCCACUUGGUCUUCACUCACCAUUGAACGAAUCAGAUUCCUGUCGUCUUCUCAUCUCUGACCUGGACGCGAAGGGGCCCUGUUGCCUAGCCCAAACAUGUCCGACAGGUCAGACUCAGGGUCUAUCGUGGACGAAAAGGAGGAGAGAAGCUCUUCUCCAGAGAUGCAGGGCAGGACGGUGUCAAGGAAGCGGCCUCGUUUCGUCGAUCCCGAUGAGGAAGAUGCAGCUGAGGUCGAUGAGGACGGAAAGCCGGAUCGGGUAGAUGAUGAAAAGGAUGACGAGCCAGUAGCUAAUGGCGCGGGGAACGGACGUGCGAGGGAUGACGAGAAGGAUGACGACGAUGAGGAGGAUGAAGAAGAUGAAGAUGAUAGCGAUGAAGAUGACGAAGACGAGGAAGAUGAGGAAGAUGACAGUGGACGUAGGAAAAAGCGCCGGCGAAAGACAAACAGGAAUCGAUUCUUGGAUAUUGAAGCAGAGGUCGACGAUGAAGAAGACGAAGAUGAUGAGGCGGAUGAUUUCGGAGAUGUUGCCGACUUCAUCGAUGAAAGACCUGGAGAUGAGCCGAUCACUCAAGAUGACACUGUGCAUCGAAGGUUGAACAGGACGUUUGGACAGAACGACGAGCAGACUGCAGAGGAUAUUGUCCGACAGCUUAAGGAGAGACACAAGGGAAGAUCAGCUGCGACAUACAAUCCCGACAGCGAUGCUGUUCCUCAGCGCCUGCUAAUGCCAAGCGUCAAUGACCCGAGCCUGUGGGCUGUCCGCUGUAAACCCGGACGAGAGAAGGAUAUCCUUGCCUCCGUGUUUCGGAAAGUCUUCAAAUAUCAAGACUCAGCAACACCUAUCGAGAUCAGCUCGGUCUUUUACAGAGACUCGCUGUCCGGACACAUCUUCUUUGAAGCUCGGCAAGCGGCUGCUGUCGACUUUGCCAUCAAGGGUAUCGUCGGCGUCUUUUGGUCCCGAGGUGUCAAUCUCGUCCCACUCAAGGAAAUGGCAGACUUGCUGAAGAUCAAAAAACAAGAAGUUGACUACGUCGUCGGCAUGUGGGUCCGAAUGAGGCGUGGCAAGUACGCAGGCGAUUUGGCUCAGAUCAUCGACACGGAUCAGAUUACAAACGGAGUCCUAGGUGUCAAGUUCAUGCCUCGUAUCGAUCUGACUCCGAGGGACAAGAAGCGCGAGAGAAUGGCGAACGGGAAAGGCACUGGAUCGAAUUUGCGACCUCCGUUACGUCCUUUCCAGUACGAGGAUGUGCGUCGGAUCUAUGGUCGAAGUUCCGUUAGGUCCGGUGCUCAGGGCAGUUUCUUGUUCGACAAUGAGGAGUACAUUGAUGGAUUCUGCAUCAAAGAUGUCAAAUUCAAUGCCAUUACGACGGAAAAUAUUCAACCGAGCCUCGAGGAAAUCUCGAGAUUCACGGGAGAUGAUCAAGCCACUGCGAGUUAUGAUCUGUCCGCUAUCGCCGAUGCCAACAAGAAUAUCACCAUCUCUGCGCUGGUCCCUGGCGAUAAAGUCGAAGUUCUGGAAGGCGAACAAACCGGAAUGAUUGGAAAGAUCGAGAUCAUCGGUUCGGAAACGAUCGCCAUCCGAGUGGAAGGUGGUGACAUGCACGGAGACUUGGUCGAUGUCAACCCGAAGAGUCUCAAGAAGCGUUUUGAAGUUGGAGAGCAUGUCAAAGUCCUUGGCGGAAAGAAUGCCGAUGCUAGUGGUAUGGUUGUAGAGGUGAAAGGUGAUGUGGUGACCUUGAUGUCGGAUCAUGGGGAACAAGAAAUCCGUGCCUUCAGCAAGGAUGUCCGCAAAGCAGCAGACAUUGCCGGUGUCACGGCGUCACAGGGCAUUUAUGAUCUUCACGACAUGGUCAUGUUGGAUUCUACGACGGCUGGAGUCAUCACGAAAGUGGAAGGUGGUGUUCUUCGCAUUCUCGAUCAGAAUGGAGCCCUCAGAGUUCUUUCGCCGCAACAGGUGGCAAUGCGGAGGGAGAAUCGUGACUUUGUGGUCGCUACCGACUCUCAAGGCAACAGCAUGAAAGUUGGGGAUGCCAUGAAGGAGGUCGAGGGCGAAAAUCGAUCCGGAGAAGUCCUCAACAUCUUCCGGUCCAUCUUUGUCUUCCUCUAUAAUCGCGAAAUCACUGAGAACAACGGUGUCUUUGUAGCCCGAGCGCAAGCAUUGGUUUCGGUGACACCAAAAUCAGCGACUGGAGACCUCAGCAAACUCAACCCAGCUCUCAAUGCCCAGCUUCCCUAUGGAGCUGCCAGUCUUAUGCCUCCGCCUGCCGUGACACCGAACAAGAAUCGCUUGGUUAAUACCUUGGUCGUCGUUGUAAAAGGCACGAGCAAGGGGCUGAUGGGAGUCAUAAAGGACGUAGUCGGCGAAAAUGCCAGAGUCGAGCUGGCGACCAACAACAAAACACUGACAAUAAACAUGUCCUCCUUGAAGCGCAAAGAUCCGCGUACUGGCAAUACACAUCCCCUCGACCCUUCAACAUUCGGCUCCUACAAUGUUCGCUCAGGCCCUGGAGGGUACGACGUCAACCCCUACGGCGGUCAAAUGGGUCCUCCGGGCGGCAUGACGCCUGCUGCGGGUGGAUUCGGCGGCAGAACCCCGGCGGCAGGUCGUUUCGGUCAGACUCCCAGCCCAUAUGGCGGAGCCAUCGGUGCUGGCAAAACGCCAAAUCCAUAUGGCGGUGCUGCAGGAGGUCGAACACCAGCCCCAGGGUGGGCUGGAAGUGGUGGCAAGACGCCUGGUUGGGCAGGAUCCGGAGGCAAAACGCCAGCAGCUGGAUUCGGUGCGGGUGGUAAGACCCCGGCGGCUGGUUACGGGACUGGCGGACGGACUCCGGCUCCGGGUUAUGGCGCGGGCGCAGGUGGCAGGACACCCGGAUGGGCAGGCGCGGGAUCUGGUGCAGGAGCUGGAGGCAAGACACCCAAUCCUUAUGGCUCUGCACCAGUCAGCGCACCUACACCAGGAGCAGGCUACGAAGCUGAAGCUAGCUCAUCGACCCUCUCUGCCCCCACACCAUACGGUGCACCGACCCCUUCUAUCGGCGGUCUGAGUGCCCCCACACCUGGAGUUGCCAACGGAAAUCCGUAUGGCGCACCUACACCAUACUCUGCUCCAACUCCCUACACUGCUCCAACUCCUGGAGCCGGCCUGUCAGCUCCCACGCCGGGAGCUGGUCUUCAUUCAGCACCAACACCGUAUGGAGCGCCUACUCCAUAUGGUGCCGCUCCUACACCAUACGGCAAUCCAGACGCGAGUGGAGGUUCACGGGAAGGUUUAGCAUUCGAUUGGGCUCUGGACUUCCGGAAUGUGAUUGUGGAAGUUGGUCCAUCGAGUCGUGUAGGGACACGAAACCCGCUACAUUUCCAGCGUGGAGCGUAUGACCGUCAGCGAUUCGGUCAUCAAGGGACAGUGGACGAUAAUGUUCGAUGUGUCUUGCUUAGUGAUCCGACGGUCGUCGAGGAGAUUCCAGCAGAAUAUCUACGACCAGCUCGACCGGACGGUCCAGGUCAAUACGUCGUCAUUGUUGCUGGGCCGCCAGAGCUCAAAGGUACUCACCGUACUACUUCUUAUGCGGACAGUGGUCAAUGGAUGAUGGAGGCUGAGCCCGGAGAUGUGGGUCCGACAAUUUACGCGCAGGAAAACCUGUGUAGGAUCUGGAAACGAGAAUGAUGAUGAGGGGUAUCAUGUAAAACCAGCAUAUUCAUGAGAAGCAAUGCAUUUGGCAACUGACGCUU
Messenger RNA from Kockovaella imperatae, 3734 nucleotides. RefSeq lists its product as hypothetical. The transcript is spliced from 11 exons. Gene Ontology annotation, cellular component: DSIF complex. The coding region runs from base 100 to 3669 and encodes 1189 amino acids. Gene Ontology annotation, biological process: regulation of transcription by RNA polymerase II; regulation of DNA-templated transcription elongation; transcription elongation by RNA polymerase II. Gene Ontology annotation, molecular function: mRNA binding. Lineage: Eukaryota; Fungi; Basidiomycota; Tremellomycetes; Tremellales; Cuniculitremaceae. The record is from RefSeq and is a predicted model, not a curated record.